Molecule: messenger RNA, 327 nt
Organism: Candidula unifasciata
Lineage: Eukaryota; Metazoa; Mollusca; Gastropoda; Stylommatophora; Geomitridae
Source: the annotation of a GenBank genome assembly
AUGGGGGUGGAAAAGGAAAUUAUAAGUCCUGGAGACGGAGCCACUUACCCAAAAGCAGGUCAGACAGUUGUGAUACAUUACACAGCAUCUUUAGUUAGUGGACAGAAGAUAGAUUCGUCCCGUGACAGAGGAAGCCCUUUCAAAUUUUGUAUAGGCAAAGGAGAGGUGAUCAAAGGUUGGGAUGAAGGUGUUUCAAAGAUGAGCCGGGGAGAAAGAGCCAGACUCGUAUGUUCCCCAGACUUUGCUUACGGUACCAGAGGUUACCCCGCCACUAUCCCCAGAAAUGCCACUCUGAUUUUUGAUAUUGAGCUCUUGAAGAUGGAGUGA